AUGGUCGACUAUAUCGCCGACUACCUGCAGCAGAUCAGGGACCGAAGAGUGUUUCCGGACGUCAAGCCUGGCUACAUGCAGAGCCUGGUUCCCGACGAGGCGCCCGCACGGCCGGACAAAUGGGAGGACAUCUUUGCUGACGUCGAGCGGGUCAUUAUGCCAGGGGUCACCCACUGGCAGAGUCCGUACAUGCAUGCUUACUUCCCGGCGCUCAACUCCUACCCGUCGCUACUCGGGGACAUGCUCGCCAACGCCAUCAGUUCUCUGGGAUUCACCUGGGCGUCCAGUCCGGCCUGUACUGAACUGGAGACCAUUGUGAUGGAUUGGCUGGGCAAGAUGCUAGGCAUGCCUUCCUGUUUCCUCCAUGGGGACAGACACAGUCGGAGCAUGGGAGGCGGUUGUAUACAGACUACUGCAAGUGACUGCACCUUCGUGACCCUGUUGGCGGCCAGAACCGAAGCCAUCAAACGCUACAAGGUGGGUCAGCCUGACCUGGAGGAUGCCGAAAUAAACGGCCGUCUCAUUGGUUACUGCUCAGAUCAGGCCCACUCGUCGGUGGAGAAGGCCGGGCUGAUCGGCCUGGUGAAGAUGAGGUUCCUGCACUCAGACGACAAUCUGAGCCUCAGAGGCGACAGCCUGCAGGAGGCCAUCACUGCCGACAGGGAGAGUGGUCUGAUUCCUUUCUACGUGUGCGCCACCUUGGGGACUACCGGUGCCUGCGCCUUUGACAACCUCAGAGAAAUUGGACCUGUCUGUGAGAAGGAGCGUUUGUGGCUACACAUGGAUGCUGCAUAUGCCGGGUCGGCGUUUAUCUGUCCAGAGUACCGGUCCUGGAUGUUGGGUAUCGAGUUUGCCGACUCGUUUGCCUUCAACCCCAGCAAAUGGCUCAUGGUUCACUUUGACUGCAGCGCUAUGUGGGUUAAGGACGCCACAGCUCUCCAUCGAACCUUCAACGUGGAACCGCUCUACCUGCAGCACGAGAACUCAGGUAAUGUCACAGCAUCACCACACUGGCAGAUCGCUCUCAGUCGCAGGUUUCGAUCGCUGAAGCUCUGGUUCGUCCUCAGGUGUUUCGGCGUGGAGGGUCUUCAGAAGCACAUCCGGAGGGGCGUGGAGCUGGCGAUGAAAUUCGAGGAUCUGGUGCGGUCAGAUCACAGGUUCGAGGUUUCUGCCCCUAGGCAUCUGGGCAUGGUGGUCUUCAGGAUUGCCGGAGCCAAUGAACUGACGGAGGAGCUGCUCAAGAGGCUCAACAAACAGGGCAAAGUUCACAUGGUGCCCGCCAGCCUCAAGGGCAACUACGUCAUCAGGUUUACCGUGACCUCACAGUUCACAACGGAAGUCGACAUUGAGAGGUCAAGAGUUUUCUAG
Messenger RNA from Candidula unifasciata, 1368 nucleotides. Lineage: Eukaryota; Metazoa; Mollusca; Gastropoda; Stylommatophora; Geomitridae. The record is from the annotation of a GenBank genome assembly.